CAAAUCCUAACUUAACUCGAACUCAGAAGCUUAGUCAAACGGAUCGUACCCGACCCGUUCUCACCCGCUUCCCCUUCAAAACCCCAAAUUUAGGGUUUUUAAGGUCGCCAAUGGCGAUCGCCUUCUCCACGGGCACCCAUUCCCUUCGCGCCCCGUAUUAUCUCCCCUUCCGCCUCCUCCCCGAAUUCUUCUCCCAAAGAUCGAACCUUUUCCAAACCCUAGCUCCAUUCAUGGGGAGCCAGGGCCCUUCGAAGAGACCUAUUUGCCCUAAUUGCUCCAAACCCUCCAAGCUUUGCCUCUGCUCCCGCCUCAAAUCCCCACCUCUCGACAACUCGAUCGGUGUUACGAUUCUACAGCACAGUUUGGAGGCGAAGCACCCACUCAAUUCCGCUAGGGUUGCGAAGAUUGGCCUCAAGAAUGUUACGGUGAUCCCUGUUACCGACGUCAAUUUCCAAGCCAGGUUCUUUAUACGCCCUCUGGGUUCGGAUUCAUCUUCUGGGGAUUCUUUGAUUGAUGGGAAUCGCUCUGAGAGCUCAGAUUUGGGGGGAAGAUCUGAUUUUGUGACGACUCAUUCGUCCAUAUCGGAAGAUUUUGAUUGGGGAGCUGUGAAUUGUUGCAACAGUGAUGAAUGUGGAGAUGUUUUUGAUGUUUUGUGUAGAAAUAAGUCUCCAAGAUCAUCAAAUAAAGAGAUCAAUUUGACACCUGUAACGUAUCGGAAGGAAAGAUUAGAUUUUGAUGAAUGCAUCACAGUCACCAAAGCUAAAUGCAAGGUAACAUGCUCUCAAAAUGAGCUUGAAAUCACUGUCGAGCGCUCUGCGAAACCCAAUAUCGAUUGGGUAUUAAGAACUCCGAUCGGCAGAGCAUUGAUCUCAAAUGGGUUCGUAGUCAAAAAAUUGCAGAGGAAGCAGUUGAGUGGCACUGAGAUAUAUCAGGACUUUGAGGAGUUCGAGAUCACGGUGCUUGCGGGAUCAGCCCUCCUCUUUCCUUAUGAGAGGUCGAUCAAUUUGGAUUCUGUGGAUUUUGAAGUGAAGCAUUUGGUUGUUUUGGACGGUACAUGGGCGAAGGCGAAGCGAAUAUACCAUGAGAAUCCGUGGCUAAAGCUUCUGCCACACUUGAAGCUGGAUCCAGGGAAGGAGAGCUUGUAUAGUGAAGUGAGGCAUCAGCCAAAAGCCGGGUGCUUGUCUACUAUCGAGAGCAUAGUUUGCGCUUUGAAGGGACUAGGGAAUGAUAUGGAGGGUUUGGAUGAGCUUUUGGAUGUCUUUGAGUCUAUGAUUGGGGAUCAAAGGCGCUGUAAAGAGGAGAAAUUCAGAGCUAUGUCACAGUCAUUACCGGGGACAUGAUUAUUUUUUCAUUUAUAUUGUUAUCUUAGAUUAUUGCAGAAAUUUUGACUGAAGAUGAAGCUGAGAUUUCGUCUGAUGGAAUGACAAGAUUUUGCAACCUUUUGGAUGCGUUUUCAGUCCAGAGGUUAUGUUAGGACAGUAGAAUUCGGACUAGUGCUUGAAUGUAGCGGCCUAUUCUUUAAUUUUUGAUUAGUAGACUGAUGUGCAUUUAGCCAAAGAGCCAAAAGUUUACUGUAGUUACCGCAAAAAAUUCUGAGUUUUGCAGUUUAUAACAAUUGUCAUUUUGGGUAUCUUACCUAUUUGUUUCAUUUUCAUUUCAAUGUCCUAACAUUUGUUAGCUUAAGUUGUUCGAAGAUCCAUCUUUAAAAGGAUGAAACAUUCUUCAAUGAAAUUUGUGUUUUCAGCAUCACCUUUUGUUACAAAAGUGGGUUAAUUGGCAGCUUCAAAACACUCUUUCUUCAUUUUCACUUGUCCUUGCUUUCUCUUCUUGUGCUUGUCAAUGCUCUAAAGAGCCCUUCAUGGGGAGACAGCCAACUCAAGCUGCUACAUAUCACAUACGCGAUAUGCAGCUGCAUAUGCCAGAAAAUAAGCAGCUCCAUAGUGAAAGUAACAUUGUUGC
Molecule: messenger RNA, 1959 nt
Organism: Ananas comosus (pineapple)
Lineage: Eukaryota; Viridiplantae; Streptophyta; Magnoliopsida; Poales; Bromeliaceae
Exons: 1
Coding region: 111-1340 (409 amino acids)
Source: RefSeq, a predicted model, not a curated record